Molecule: messenger RNA, 7692 nt
Organism: Schistocerca gregaria
Lineage: Eukaryota; Metazoa; Arthropoda; Insecta; Orthoptera; Acrididae
Gene: Nuak1
Exons: 21
Coding region: 383-7399 (2338 amino acids)
Biological process (GO): microtubule cytoskeleton organization; protein phosphorylation; intracellular signal transduction
Cellular component (GO): cytoplasm
Molecular function (GO): ATP binding; protein serine/threonine kinase activity; tau-protein kinase activity
Source: RefSeq, a predicted model, not a curated record
ACACAUCUUCCGAAGUGCACUGGAAUGUUUCAAAGAUGGCGCAUGGAGGGGUGUCUGUUGCUGACUGCUGGGUGAAUUUUCAAAGGAAAUAAUCGGAGUAAACGUCGAUGAUGUGUUAUUGUUGACAUACAGAAAUUAUUUGUUUUGUGUUUGUGUUGCGUAGUGUUAAAAUAAUUGACUUCCCUAGUUUCGUUGCCUUUACUACCAGCUCAAAAUCUAUUUGUUGAUGCAAGAAUAAACUGUCACCGAAAGGUGUUCGCAGUGAAUGUAAGACUCAAUCAUUACCGCCGCGCCGGCACUCGUUCGCUGCUUUAGUGUUCGACCAUCACCUCGGCUGCUUGCACGAGGUCUAGCGGACCACGUUUGAUAUCUCGGCAUCAAGAUGGUUGUAAGUGACGCGAGCAUCCACAACAUAAUGGGAGGGAUGGAGAGCACUGGUGGUGUGCGUCUCCAUAACCACCGAAGGAAACUGAAGCAGAGGUUUGACAUAAUUAAGAAGCUGGGGCAAGGCACAUAUGGAAAAGUACAGCUAGGCAUAAACAAGGAGACUGGGCAAGAGGUUGCUAUAAAAACUAUUAAAAAGGCGAAGAUAGAGACAGAAGCAGACUUGGUAAGGAUACGAAGAGAAAUUCAGAUUAUGUCAUCUGUGCAGCAUCCAAACAUCAUUCACAUAUAUGAAGUAUUUGAAAAUCGUGAAAAGAUGGUACUUGUUAUGGAAUAUGCUGCUGGAGGAGAACUGUAUGACUACUUGAGUGAAAGGAAAGUUCUUUCCGAAGAUGAAGCUCGACGAAUAUUUAGGCAAAUCUCAACAGCGGUUUACUACUGUCACAAGCACAAAAUUUGUCACAGGGAUUUGAAGCUGGAAAAUAUUCUUCUGGACGAACAUGGUAGUGCAAAGAUUGCAGAUUUUGGUUUGUCGAACGUCUUUGAUGAGCAAAGGUUGUUGAAUACCUUUUGUGGCAGUCCUCUGUAUGCUUCACCUGAGAUUGUUAAGGGAACUCCUUACCAUGGCCCUGAAGUGGACUGCUGGUCACUUGGUGUUCUAUUAUACACAUUGGUUUAUGGAGCAAUGCCUUUUGAUGGCUCCAAUUUCAAACGUCUUGUGAGACAAAUCUCCCAAGGAGACUACUUUGAACCAAAGAAACCAUCACCUGCAUCACCUUUAAUUCGAGAAAUGCUGACUGUAACACCUGGUCGGAGAGCUGACAUUGAGAAGAUAUGUUCCCAUUGGUGGGUGAAUGAGGGAUAUGGAGAGUCUUGUUUAGAAAUAGCAGAAGAACUGGCGAACCAAACACCUGUUCGUCUGGAUCUCCUGCUGUCACUAGCACCACCUGCACCAAAUGUUGGCAGUGACAAGUUGUUAGUGGGAGCUGAACAGGAUGGAGCUGCUACUGGUAUGGGAAAUGAUGUCUUAACAUCAGUACCAGCCCGCUGUCAUUCUGUAGGCAGCCUUAUGGAACUUGACCAUCGUCCAUCAGAUGUUAUUUUGGAAGAUGUUGCAGGCAAGGAUACGGCAAAGAGGAAACUUGAAGGAGGUAUCUCCACAGAAGAAGCAAAUCGGGGUGCAGCUAAAAGGAAAGAAAGAAGUAGACGCUCAACUCGUGAACGAAGCUCAGAACGACACAGAGGUCGAUCAAGUAGUAGGAGUAAGCAGAAAUCUGAUUCAGUAUCUACCGAGGAGCCAAUGGAAGUGGACUCUGGAGUGGUGGAUGUUGAUCGUUCCCUUCAGGGAUCUGUUGAAACUAUUGUUGGGUCAGUGAAGACGGCCACAUCUAGUGUAGACACAAUUCCUGGCAGUAGUGUUCAAAUGGAUGAAGGUCUGGAGACUAUGGCCAGUAGUACACCAAAGAACAGGACAGCCACAGAUUUGGUUAAAGAGUUUGAAGAAAGUGAACCCCUUUCACCAGAAAAUGAAUGUUCUGCAAAGCCACAGGACAAUGUACAAAUGCCGGAUGAUGAAGGGGAAAGUGCAAAAAUUAAAGUGAAGCGGAAAAAGAAAGUAGUGAGUGAGAGUAAAGGUGUAGCUGAGGAUUCGGGGCCACAGGUGUUGGACCAUGUAAACUCGGAAACCGUUUCUGUGUUGGACAAUACAAAAGUUCCUACCGUAUGUGAUAAUGUGAAAAAUGACAGCCCUGUUACUUUGGAAGCUGCCAUGCAGAACAGUCUGAUAGGUGAUCAUAUAAAUGCUGAAGUUAGUGAAACAGCAAGUUCUGUUGGAGAGUUAGAUGUGAAUGGUGUUAGUAUAAAUGGUACAUCAGCUGCUGUGAGUCCUCCAGUUGAUAUUCCAAAGAAGAUUGGUACCAAAACGAGAAGAAGUAGAGGUGAACUUAGUUUAGGGAAGUUGGGCUCAGGAUCAGAGAAAUCAUCUGGUGCAAACACACCUGAGGAUACAGCUUCACCUCCUUCAAAACCAAUGGAACGGAGACGCUCAAAAAUAUUUGAGACAGCUGAAAAAUUUAAUAUGUUAGCAGGUGCUGAACCAAAAUCUCCUACACCUGAAAAAGCAAAGAAAGUGUUCAUACCUGGUGUGAAAGUUAGUGAUGCAAAAAGAGCAUUUGAAAAGAAAUCAUCAUCUGCUGUUUCUGUACCUAGCUUAGCAAAAUCUUCAUCUUCUAAGAAGACUGAAGAUUCAAAAACUGAAAUUUCUGACAUAGAAAAUUAUGAAUCAACAGUAGAAGAGAAUAAUGCAUUUUUGAACAACAAAGAUGCACUUCCAAUAACAAAAGCAAUGAAUGGUGAAGAAGAAAUUGUUGCAGUACAAAAUGAGACAAAUGCUGUUAUAAAUGAAACAAGCAAGAAACUGUCCGAUUUGGAGCUGAAUGAUCAGCCUGUGCCAUGUGUAAACGAAUCUCCAGCAGUAUUACAAAAAGAAGACUCACUGAAAUUCAUUCCUCCUUUGAAAACAUCCGAGAAGCCCAACAAACAAGAAGAAGCCCGAAUAAAAAAGCUGAAAGAUGCUGUUGAAAUAAUCAGCAAUGCAAUUACUGAAGGACAUCGUAAAGAAGCUGGAGCAGAUAACACGAAGAAAGGGACAGCCACAAAGCCUCCUGUACCUGUUCCACAGGAGCUUAAAACAAAGACAAAAACAAUGAACAUUACAACCCCACUUUCUCCAAAGUCUCCUCCCCUGUCUCCUGUAGAUCUUCAGACCGAAGUUCCAGAGAGAAGAACAGACAAAGAACCUGAUAGUAACGAUUAUGCUUCUGGGAUGAACACUGAUGCUGCAAAUAGAAAGAAAUCCUCUAAAGUAGAAAUAACACUGAAGUCAGCAACAUUACCAAGGAGAAAAACCUCAAAAGCAGAGAUUCGACUGAAUUCACCCAGUAUUGCACCUGCUGGUUUUCAUACUGAGGUAUCUCAUAUGAUUGAGCCAGCAGAGCUGACUUCUCAGAGAUCUGAAGCAGCAUUCCCAGUUUCUGUUGCUGCACCUAAACAGCCACCUAGAUCAGUUUCUCUGGAGCCUGAAGGAAGAGUCAGCAAGCCACGAGAACACAUCAUUCCUAUUCAUGUGGAGGAAGGAAAUGCAGUGCGGCCACCUGUACCCCCCACACAGCAACGAGUGUAUACUUCUCAGAGAUCUGGGAGCCUAUCUCGUCAGAGCACUCAAGAUUCAGAUACGGACAGUACAGUAUCAGUUGGGCCAGAACCUAUCAGGAAAUCUCCACGUGAAUACAUCAUUCCUAUAGCAGUAGAAGGUGGAGGAUAUGUUACACCAAGGGCUGGUAGCUUGGAGCCAUCUAUUUCAGAUGAAAACAACACCAAACCUAGACAACGGAAGACAAGUCGAUUUGGUAGACACCGCAGAAUGAGCGGGCUGCUCAGUGAUGCUAGUGAGGAUGAAGGGUUUAAUAGCCCAUUUGCCACACUCCAACGUCAUAGCUCACUGAGUCGAGAUAAGGAACCUGAAACACCUGAGGAAGAGAAAGGCGCAUUCCACAUGCACAGACUUAGGAGCUCCAGGCCAAACAGAAGUACACUAGAACGAAAUGAUAGCCUCAGUUCUGCAGAAGAUGACGACGAUGAUGAUGGAUUUGAAAUUCUUACUGCUGAAUCCUUAUUCUCAACUCUAUUGUCAAGGGUUCGUAGUUUGACACAGCGCCUCAAUGUGGAAGAUGGUGCUCGACCAGGUUUUCCUACCAGCACUCUGAUGAGCCAGCUAAAAAAUGUUGGUCGCACACCGCCUUCACGUUUCUGGAAUAGCAUGGGAGAACCACUUUCAAGCUAUCGCUUAGUGUAUGAGGAGAAGAAGAUAUCUAAAUUGCAGAGGCUCUCGGAAACUUCACAUUUUUCAAGACCAUUUAGUCGGGAUCAGGAUAUUCCAUGGCGUCGUAGUGCUAGCCGAGAUGUGUCCGACUCUGGUAGCGUGUACAGUGACAACAGUGGAACAGUCCCAAGAGGUUCUGCGCAGCCGAGCAGCGGGGCCGUGGACGGCGAUUUCGGCUCGUCGGAGCCGGCUGCGCCUGCGUCGCCGUCGCCCUCGCCGUCGACGUCGUCGAUGUCGAUGCCGCAGUACACGCCCAGCCUGAGCCGCCGCAUGCUGCCCGACGCCGGGCGCCGGCUGUCGCGCACCUCGUCCGUGCGCGACGAGCGGCCGCUGCCGGCGCGCUGGUCGCCGCAGGUGGACGCGUCGCUGCCGCCCGCGCCGCGCCGCAGCGGCUCCGGCUCGUCGUGCGGGUCGCUGCCGCCGCUGCCGCUGCCGCUGCCGCUGCCGCGCCGCCGCACGCUGCUGCCGCCCGUCUCCUACCGCGCCAGGGAGCGGCUCUCGGUCGCCGGCAUCGACGACACGCUGGAGCGGAUCCGCGCCGAGCGCAGCGCGGCCGGCCUGGGCGUAGGCACUGGCGCGGGCGAGGCGUUCGCCGACCGCUACCGGCCCAGCCACAUCCCCGCCGUGUCGCGCUUCCCCCGGCGCUCCGCCUCUUUCACCCACGACUACGACUACGGCCGGAGGGCCUUCGACAACACCGCAGUCCAGGAGCACAGGCGCGGCGAGGCGCACUCCGCCAACUCGCCGGAUAGGUCAGUGCUGGGGAAAUUCCUGCGCCAAGACACGCACCAGCCCGGCGGCCCUGUUGCGGAAGAGAAGAAGACUGGUAGCAUCACUUCGGAGUCCGCCGCCGCCACCUCCGAGGGAGUGGAUGCCGUGACGAAGAAAAAGACACGCAAGAUAUCGCGCUUCUUGCGCCCCGAUUUCUUCGACACGCCCAGAGAGGAAAGCGUGUACGCCAAGGAGAAAGAGGCGCAGAAAUCGGCGGAGGCGGAAGCUAAGAAGGCGAAGAGGCUGGCUAGGCGAGCUGCUCUGCUCGAGAAGAAGCAGGCAGAAAUGUCCAAGGAAACGAAAUCUGAGACCAAAACGCCCGACGGCCCGGCAGUCGGCGCCCCCCAACAGAGUCCUGGCGACGCGUCAGCUCCCGAGUCCAGCGGCGUCGCCAACGGAAAACCUGACACCGGCAAGAACCGCUUCCUGCAUUCGCUCGAGAAGAAACUGGAGAAGCUCCGUUCUGGCGGUGGAGACGCCGCAGUGUCGAGUCGCGUGGAGCAAGCCAUCAACUCGCUGAGGAAGCAGAGUGCGACGAGCGAUGUCCCGUCUGAGUCCGCACUGCUCAAGCGCGCCGUCUCCGUCGACGACGUCCGCCUUCCGUCGUCCGCGAGACCCGUCUCUUCGGUGCUCGGACUGCUGCGGCGAAUGGAGGGUUCCUCAGGUAGGAGGACGCAGUCUGUGUAUGCCGGCGCCACGAGCGAUACUGUGCUGUUGGGUGACUGUGCCGCCAGAGAAAAGCAGAAGCCCGAGAGGAAGAGAAAGGACGCAGGCACGACAGCCUCUCUGCACAGUGCCGAGCCCUCGGCAGACCACCUUUUACCGGCAGCUGCCGGUGGAAUCGGGACUAAGGGGGAUCACAAGGUGCAGCCGAACAAGAGCAUCAGGAAGGACGACAUUUCUGACCAAACUCGAUCUGACGGGAAGCGACAGACACAGAAGAAUCCCUUUGGGGACCAACGUAACCGUAAAAAGGAAAACGUGGACGUUCAAAACCCAUAUUCAGAAGAUAAAAGUGUCACUAAGGAUACAUCUACGAAUGAUAAGUCAUCAAAAACAACAGAAAACGCAAAAUCAUCAUCAUGUGUAAGCUCCUCAAUUUCAGGAAAAGCCAAAUGUAACGAGAGUUCCAACACACGUGAUGUACUGACAUCAUCUACAGGCACCCAUCGCCAGUCAGCAAUCAGCAAUGCCCCUCUUAAGGUAAAAGAAGAAAACAUUUCCAAAACUAAAAGUCAAAACGCGAAGGAUAACGGCGUUCUCACAUACCCAGAUGCUGAAACAGCUACAUCGGAACAGAAGAGUUUUAUCACCAAGCCAGCUCCCAACCAGAAAGCACAAUGUAAGAAUAUAAAUGAAAGUGUCAGACCUGUCCUGAGAGACGAUAAUUACAGCUGCAGUAGUUACGCCACUGGGAGUCCAGGAUAUGUGCCACGACUAUCGAAAGAUAGUAGCAACGCCAUUGCUGCCAGAAACCUGACAGCUACAGAGUCAGUUAAACACCAACUUGAACAAGGAGGGAAUAUAUUCAAUGAUGUUUCAGCAAACAGUAACCGGAGGGAUAUCGGGAAGCUCACACUAAAUUUACCAAAGAUAGAGCUGCAAGGCACCAACCACUACUCUCAUCUAAGUCCCCUUGGCCAGGAGGAUUACGCAUCAACACUAUCACCUGCGGAUGAGUCGGAAAGCAUUGAUUCUUGGUCCGUUUGCUCCGAUUUGGAAAGUCGUGAUUUCUCCCUGUCCUCUUAUCCAAAGACGCCAUCUCCUGUACUGGAAGACGAAACAGUUGAAGAAAGGAUACGCCGCAAGAGUUUCUACACACGGUUCAAUGAUAUAAGAAGGAAAAGUCACAGGAAAUCUUCCUCUGGACAUUUACUGGGGCUAAAAGAGAGUGUCUCAAGGAAGUCCAGCUUCUCAGAUGCGCCGUCGCUGGCUGUGCAUCCAAAGAAGGCCACACGCAGCCAGUCACUUUACAACCCCAGCGACAUAGAAGCGUUUACCGACAGUAAGGCCGCUACCUACGACUCGGGAUCAGUUAUGCAAGGUGUGAACCUCAUGAAUGCAACCACGCCAUCCGCCCACACCAACACUGGCAUACUGCAAAAUGGAUGUGGCAAGAAGGAAUCAGCUCCCUCAGAUGCAAUUAACAGUGAUCGCGAUCCGCAGUUCGCUGCUUCAGCGCAGGACAGUGUCAGGCGUGACAGUAUCAAGACCUAUCCUGAAAUUAAUGGUCAGAAAGAGGAUUCCCUUGAAAUCAGAACUGACAAUCAUAGGAUACCGACAGUUUCUCGAUCAAAACUGCCGACUCUCGACAGGAUGAAAAAGAGUGAAGUAGGUAGUGCUAAAUUCAAACCAAAUAAGUGAGAAGUGCAGCGUAAAAAGAACUACUUGAAGUUGUUAAGAAUAAAAAUAUUACUUCGCACUGUGCAUUAGAAUAUUGUCUGCAGCAGAAGAAUGGUUUGAAAACAAAUUGUUGACGUUGUUGAAUCCAGUACUCUUUCAAAUUUGAAAUAGAGUUUUUAUAUGCAAAUCAUUGUUUCUAAUUGUGAUAUUGGCUGUUAUAGAUUUGUCAGAUUUACAUUUCGAAGCGUUUCAUCAUCUAUAGUCACAUGUGCUAAGAAAGGAAAAAAACUUUAAUAAAUUUGUAUAAAAAGCAA